Messenger RNA from Hippopotamus amphibius kiboko, 714 nucleotides. Its product is annotated as proline-rich protein 2-like. The transcript has 3 exons. NCBI's taxonomy places the organism in Eukaryota, Metazoa, Chordata, Mammalia, Artiodactyla, Hippopotamidae. The coding region runs from base 1 to 714 and encodes 237 amino acids. The record is from RefSeq and is a predicted model, not a curated record.
AUGCAGCCUGGAGGAAGAGCCUUCCGGGCGCAGGGAACAGUCUGUGCGAAGGCCCAGAGGCGGGACCGGGCCUGGGGUGCUCAACAGACCCCCUGCUUCUCCAAACCCCGCCCGGGGCCGCUAGGCCCCGCCCACAGCCCCGGUCUCCCGAACAAUCCCAUAAACCUGGCCCUGCAGGGCCCGCCCCCGAGCCCCCCGACGGCACCUGAGCCCCGCCCCCAACGCGUCCCAGGCCCUCCCCGGGGAGGUACAGCCUCAGGCCCCGCCCCAGGUCGCGUCCCAGGCCCCGCCCCGAGGUCCUCCUGCUCCCUGCGCCCCGACCCCCUGGGCGCCUCAGCUCACCCCAGGCUUCCGCCGCGACCCCCAGGCCCCGCCCAGCGCACUCAGGCCGCGCACCCAGCACCCUUUGCUCUCCAGGCCCGCCCUCUGACCCCACAGGUCCCGCCCCGGGCCCGCCAGUUACAGGCUUCCCCGGCCCGCGGCUGCGACGUCGUCCGGAGGCCGGCCGGCCGGCCGCCCAAGCCCCCAGCCCCGCACUCACCGGGCCGGCCUGGGCACCCAGCCGAGCGGACGGCCGCGGCCUGCAGGCGCCCUAACGCCCCGGCCCCAGCGCCGCCAUCUUCCCGGGACCAACGAGUCGCCCGCGCCUCGCGGCCGCUUCCCGGAGACUUCUGGGAGGGCAGCGGCUCCGGCUCCGCCCCGCUUUCGAGAUAA